AUGCAGGCACUUCAGGACGCGCAGCAGCGCUUUAAUGAUCUUGUUAGCAACGACUGGCCUGAACGGGUACCUUUAGAGGCCAUGCCCGAGUACGACCCACGGUACAUGAAAGAAGGUUUUCUUCAGAAAAAAGGUCAACGGUUGAAAGGAUGGAAGCGCCGCUGGUUUGUUUGUGAUGGACGAACACUUUCAUACUACAUUUCGAGAAAGGAUCGUAGGCCUAACGCCGUAAUUCCGUUGGAAGGGUGCACUGUGCAGGAUGGUGGAUUAAGCGAAACGUGGAACUCGCCUCGUAUCUACCUAACAGACCCGGCCACUGGUAUAAUGUACUGUUUAUCGGCAGAAGAAGGCAUCGUUGUGACUCAGUGGCUGGACGUUCUUCAAGUAGCUGUAGCACGUGUCAACAAUGCCACAACUGAGCUCAGUGCUACGGAAGCGUCUCAGAAUAAAGGGAGACAGCACAGAAGUCAGGCCGCACCGUCUUCUUCUGAUGACGAGGACGGUCGUUUGCAUUUGAAACGUGCAACGUCAUUAGGACCUUCUCAAACUCGCACUGUAGCGCUUAAAUCAGCGUCCUCCGCAGCCAUAUCUAGUGCUCCAACAGUUUCUAAUGAUGAUACAAAGCGUACGACAAGAAUAACAUCGGCUCCGUCGGCGAUAAACAAUUCCCUUCGCACUCCCGCACCGUCUCUUCAUGCGCAUCACCACCGUGCUCAUCGAAGCAAGACACAACAUUUACCGACGACCAUUUCGCUGGAAAACGAGCUAUCUCAUGGUCUAGACGUGCUCGAAGCGCUCCUUUGCAGCAACAACGCAACAAAUUCGUCUUCGGCGCGUCAUCACGUAACGUUUCGUCCAAUUGGCGCAGUCAAUGGAGUGUUGCGCAGUCUCGGGACCGACUCAAACUCGGGAAAAGAGUAUGCACGCGCCAGUAUCGUGCUGCCCAUAUCAUCCGAAGUUGCCGCCAUUCUGCUGUCAGACCACGCGCGUCGAGCCGAGUGGGACAUGCACUUCCCAUAUUCAGCCCAUGUCGCCACGUUUGACGAUGCUACUGAUUUAAUAUACCUAUCCAGCGGCAGUUUUUCGCAAAUUCAAUGCACAAAGCCAUUCGUGGCGCCUCAUGUGGUAGCAGCAGCUUGUGCAUUGUGUGCUGCCAUCUUUUCAAGCUCUUCAACGUGGGAGUCAACUAUAUCGGCCAUGGUGUAUGCAGCAGCCAUCGGUGCCAUUAUGUGUAGUGUAGACUACAGUGCGUUGACGACUCCACGUGAUUUACUUCUUCUUCGUCAUGUGCGCGAAUCUGCUGUACCAGAGUCGCAAGAGAUGAGUGAAGACAAGUCCGAGGCUGAGAUGGGUCAGUCAGUUGUGCUUAUUUUAGAAAAGUCAGUCGUGAACGAGUUGAAGCCCGUGAUCUCGGGCUCAGUGCGUGCACAUGUUGGUCUCAGUGGCUGGCUACUUCAGCCUGUUGAUUCAGGACGCGGUACACUAGCAACUUACGUGACCGAUUUGGAUAUGAAGGGUUGGGUGGGACCCAGGACGCGUCAACACUAUUUACUGUCUCGCUUGGAUUGUGUGUCAGUUCUCAGUGAGUAUGUCAACCAGGCACAGUUGUGUGGAUCUGAGCUCGGAUUUGGCGGUGAUAUUGACGAGGAUGAAGAAGGAGCGUUCGACACUCGAAGCAAUGGGAUUGAAGACAAUAGCGACGGAAGUGGUUUGGGAGGUAUUGCAGAUGAUGAAUCAUCAGCUAUUUUCCACCCAAAGUCAUACAUGCGCGGUAUGAUACCGUUACCCAGUGGUGGUCUCAAACUCAUCGAUAAAGAAAUUGCCAAGAAGCAGGGCGGUGUGGUAAAAGAUGUAAUCAAAUCGGCUGGAGCAAAAAUUUUAGAAGGCAAAUCAGCAGUGAGUUUGUCACUACCUGUGCGUAUUUUUGAGCCUCGAACGAACUUGGAACGGGUGUGCGACCUUAUGUUGUACGCGCCGACAUUCCUGAAUGCUGCAUUUACACAAGACGAUGCGCUGGAGCGCUUUAAGUACGUCAUUACAUUUGCUGUGGCUGGUUUGCAUCACAGUAUUGGACAGCUGAAGCCAUUUAAUCCGAUUUUGGGGGAAACGUUUCAGGCUGAGCUGAACGAUGGCACUGAUGUGAGCUGCGAGCACACGAGCCACCACCCACCUAUUAGCAAUUUCCAAUUUACUGGUGAGAAGUAUUCGAUUGCUGGAUUUGUGUUGUGGCACGCUAGCAUGAGCGUCAAAUCGAAUGCAAUGCUUAACACUAACAAGGGUCCUGUACGAGUGACAUUCCCUGACUCCGAGAGCCUUCCCGGAACAACUAUUGAAUACAACUUGCCUUACUUGCAGAUCGGUGGCUUGCUGUGGGGAGACCGUACCGUCGACAUUAUGGGCAACAUGAUGUUCGAAGACAAGAAGAAUCAAUUACAGUGCGAGCUACGCUUAAACCCAGAUGCAAAGUCGGGCAUGGGCGGCAUGUUCUCGAGCUCGAAGACACCCACUGACUCACUGCGUGGUGUCAUCAUGGACACUUCUGUAUCUCCAGCGCGGGAGAUCUGUGAUGUUUCUGGAUCGUGGCUGCAUGACCUCGUCUUCGGCUAUACGACGUAUUGGAGCAUUAACAAGCAUCAUAGCGGCUUCAUGGUGCCGUAUCCAGAAGACAGAAUUUUGGCCUCUGACUCGCGACAUCGCGAGGAUCUGCACUAUCUGGCGGUCGGAGACCUGGACGAAUCGCAAGAGUGGAAGGUGAAGCUAGAGGUGCUUCAGCGGGCUGAUCGUAAAGCACGUCUGGAUGGCCGUCGUCCCAACCACUGGUCUUUCCGAAGUUCUGCUAGUGGCCAUUAA
Messenger RNA from Plasmopara halstedii, 2850 nucleotides. RefSeq names its product oxysterol binding family protein. Gene Ontology annotation, molecular function: sterol binding. The record is from RefSeq and is a predicted model, not a curated record. NCBI's taxonomy places the organism in Eukaryota, Oomycota, Peronosporomycetes, Peronosporales, Peronosporaceae. The transcript is spliced from 2 exons. Gene Ontology annotation, cellular component: cytosol; membrane; intracellular membrane-bounded organelle. The coding region runs from base 1 to 2850 and encodes 949 amino acids.